Molecule: messenger RNA, 9891 nt
Organism: Musca domestica (house fly)
Lineage: Eukaryota; Metazoa; Arthropoda; Insecta; Diptera; Muscidae
Product: zinc finger protein 569-like
Exons: 12
Coding region: 704-3316 (870 amino acids)
Biological process (GO): regulation of transcription by RNA polymerase II
Molecular function (GO): DNA-binding transcription factor activity; RNA polymerase II cis-regulatory region sequence-specific DNA binding
Source: RefSeq, a predicted model, not a curated record
UAUGACUUUAAACUAAAAUGGCGACGUCAGUAGAGUGAUGGAAUUGAGGAAUUUUUUCAAUUGUGUUGAUUCUUUUUUAUAUUCAUAUUAUAUAUACAUAUAUUGGUGGAUAUUUAACCCAAUUACAACAAUAAAGUGCAGUUUUGAAAACACAAACAAAUAAUCUAGUGGAAAAUGUUAAAGAAUUUUCGCAAAUGCAUCAAAUAAAAAGUGAAAAUACAAAACAACAUCAUCGAUUCGAUGAACGAAAAGAACGUCGCAGUGAAAAAAGUGAAAAAGUUACGAAAAAAAUAAAAAUGGCGCCUGCGAUGAUGUCUUGACUUUCUUUUUUUAAUUUGUUAAUAAUUCGCAUACGACGUUAUUGGAAUCAUUGAAAAGUUACUAAAAUAUAAAUAUUCCUCAAAGGAAUAUGAAAUGAAUGUGAAGAAAAUCUAUUGAAAUAAAUUAUAUCAAAGCUGUUAAAACGCAACGCCAAGCAGCAGCAACAUACAAUACGAAGCAUACCACGAUAGAGGAGGCACACAAAAAAAAAAAACAAGAAAAUUUGUUGCCGUUUCCAUUUGCCCACCACAACAGUUUUAUUCGUCGUUUUGGGGCAUUCAUUCAUACGUGUUCGUGCGUGUGUUUUUUAUUUUUUUUUAUUCUUCAUUAACUGAAUUUUUUGAAUUACACGACGAACUCGCCGUAGAAGGAGGCCUUGAGGAUGUGUGCUGCUCAAAGUAAUCCGACGCAAAGUUUUGGUCCUUACACAUGGGGUUUUGCGGCCGACAAUACUCGGGCAGAUUCCGUAUUGGAGAUAUCGCCCAAUAUCAACUAUACCGUGAGCAGUGAAUCUAUGCCAUAUUUGUUAUCUACAGAUGGGUCGUUAACAGUUCAAAAAGAUGUAAAAGCCGGCUUGGCGCCCAGUAAAGGUCUUGUACGGCGAAUGGUGCUUGUCAAUGAUCCCUUUUCACCAGGAGGUCAAAGAGUGAUAACAAGUGGAAAUUCCACAGUGGUCAAGAAACCAGAUCAACAAGUUCUCAGUUUAAAUUGUGACAAAAAUUAUCUUUUGGUGGAUCAAACAGAUCAGACACAUCUCAGCAAUGGCAUUGUGGAUUCGAAAGCACAAACGAUAUUAACAUCUGCGGGUAAAACACACUUUAGCCCUAUUGGGCCAUUGCAUCUAACGGCCGAGGAGUGCAAUGAGAUUUUAAUGAAGCGUGCCUUGGCCGCUUCACAUCCUCAGUCGAUAACAGCGAAUGAUGGUCAUGCGACCUCAGCAAGUGACAUUAUGCCUGGUAUUUCAGUGCAAGUACAGAAAGUUAUACAAGGUCUGGAAGAAAAUGAUGAAUCACAAGGUGACACACCAAAUCUAAAAUUGGAACCGGGUACAUUGGAACUAUCACCGAAAACCGAAUUACAAGAAACAAUGCAUUUUAGUGAUAACGAUACCACAAUAAAGAAGGAGCGCCCUUACAGUUGUGAGGAGUGCGGUAAAUCAUUUUUACUGAAACAUCAUUUAACCACUCAUGCUAGAGUGCAUACAGGCGAACGUCCUCAUGUUUGUACACAUUGUGGCAAAAGCUUUGCCCACAAACACUGCUUAAACACACAUUUACUGUUACACUCCACCGAUCGCCCUUACCAGUGUACAGAGUGUAAGAAAAGUUUUACAUUGAAACAUCAUUUGUUAACACAUUCACGUGUUCAUUCGCGUGAUCGGCCGUUUAUUUGCCAGGAAUGUGGUCGUACAUUUCCCCUCAAACGUCACCUGGUGACACACAGUAAAUUCCAUGCCGGCGAACGGCCGUAUGUGUGCGACGAAUGUGGCGAAAGUUUUGCCCAGGAAAAUCAUCUAAUUAUGCAUUCACGUUUCCAUGGUUCUGUAAAUCCCUUUGUUUGUCAGGAUUGCGGUGUUACAUUUCCUCGAAAAUUUCAAUUGGUCAAUCAUGCUCGCAUACAUGGCAAAGUACCACAUUCAUGUACGGUAUGUGGCAAGGAAUUUUUACAGAAGCGUACUCUGGUGGCACAUAUGCGCGUUCAUACUGGCGAUCAACCACAUCCUUGUAUCAGUUGUGGUGAAGGUUUUAUGACACGACCCGAUUUAAAUCAACACAUACGCAGUGUACAUGGCGGUGUCAAUCCAAAUUCUUCAAAUACAGCAUCAGUGCCGUCCAAUAAUGCUGUUAUAACAUCUCAACAACAAACUCAAACUAUACAACAAAUACACCAAACGCAAGCCCAAACAACACACCAGCAACAGCAGCAGCAAGCGCAUCAGGUGCAAAAUAGCCACCCACAGACCGUAACCGUGGUUAGUAAUCCCAACAACUCAGCAUUGCUGACAGUAACCAAUGAUGCAAAUAAUAGGCCACAAUUUGUUUGCCGGGAAUGCGGAAGUGCCUUUAACAGUCGCGAAGCUUUAGCCCUUCACCUGCGUUUACAUACCGGCGAUAAAAGUCUUAUGACCGAUUUGUGUGCUUUAACCGCUGCCUUGCCAACCCAUCUCCUAAGCACAGGCAGUCUUAAUCCUGGAACAGCAACCGUGGUAUCUGCAAAUCCCAAUAUCAUAGCCCAAAACCAAAUGCCAGUUCAAAUCAUAUCAUCAACGGGUCAAGUUGUUUCACAGACAACACUGGUGCAGGCCGCCGCUACGACUCAUCCGCAAAGUUUAGUUGCCACAAUGCCAUUGCAGGCACAUCAUCAGCAGCAACAACAGGCAACUCAACAUUUACAAAAUGGUAAUCCCGCAGGCCAUCCUCAACAACAGCAGCAGCAGCAACCGCAACAGCAGCAACAACAGCAGCAGCAAACGCAACCAACACCCACCAAACCCAAGUCUCAUUUCUGUGCCAGCUGUGGUAAAGGUUUUGCCGCAAAACAUGGCUUAAUGCAACACAAUCGACGCCAUCCGAACGGCGGCUGUACCGUACGCACGCAUGUCUGCGAAUGUGGCAAAGCCUUCUUCCAGAAGAAUCAUCUAAUGCUACAUCAACGUCAACAUCUGGAAACGAAACCACCCAUUACACAGCAACAGCUUGAUUUUCUUCUUCGACAGGAUCCCAACGUCGUACAACAACACGUACAACAACAGCAGCAACAACAACAGCAGCAACAACAACAGCAGCAGCAACAACAGGCACAACAGCAAUUGGCCCAACAGCAGCAGCAGCAACAACAACAACAGCAACAAAAUUCUCAACAACAACAAAUGAAUACUAGAGAAGUUAUGAUUGGUAAUCAGGCCGUUCAUGUGCAAGUAUUACAGGGAACGAAUACAGCACAAGUUAUCAAAUAUGAAAUCAAUAUACCCCAAGAAAAUCAAAACAUGGAAUAGCAAGGAUAGCUAAUGUCAUCAAAUCCUUCGCAACAAAUCCCAAGGAAUGAGAAUGGAACAUAAAGAUGUGUUAACACGAAAAAAAAAAAAAAAAAAAAACAAAAAACUAUAAUACUUCGAAUAAGAACGACAGGACAAAAGCAAAACAAGCAUUUACCAAAAUAUCUGGGAAACCGAGUAACUGUUACUUUUUUAUGCAAAUGAUGGUAAGAAUUCCCUAGGGAAGGAAGCAGGAAACAUUACUUCCCCCACAAAAACACCACUCCCCCAAACAGUUAUAAAACGACCCGUUCCUCAUUUGUUGUUACCUUUGCCUUACUACGUUGCGAGCUAAGUCAUAGCCGAGAAAGAGAGGGGUUUAUUGUUUCAUAUUUUAUAAUUUAAUUUCACAUAAAAUUAACAAAUUUGAAUUUGUUUUUUUCGGUUUUUAAAUUUCUCUCUUUUUGGAACAAAACAUUAAAAAUACCAAUUAAUCUGGCAUUCAUAUUGAAUAUAUGGGCUGAAAAGUCCCGAUUGUAACAUAGAAACACUAAAAUUAAUUAAUUAAAAUCAUAGAUUAUCGGCUCGAAUACAAGUUUUUUAUGAGUCGUCAAGAAAACAUGUGCGUGCUCAGUCUUUCUUAUAAACAGCAGAUUGUUUACUGUAAUAUACAGCAAUUCCAAGUUUUUUUAUUCUUUUUUUCACGACUUGUCUGGGGGAAAAAGCUGUAAUAGAAAAGCUAUUCUAAUACCAAAAUGUUGAAUUAUAUUGCUCAUAUUGCAAUCUUUGUGAUCUCACCAAUUCUUCUACAAAAUACACACUUUCCUUAGACUGAAGUCCAUCAGUAAAUCUUCUAUAAAUAGAAAGAUCUUUAUCAUAUCACCCACGUAUUUGUCACAGUGAGUAUGUCUUCUAUAAUUUGAAGAAAAGGUGGACUUCAAUAGUUUUUCUAAAAAAUGAAUAUUUUCAGUAUGUUUUCUUUAGAAGGUGUUCAACAGGUCUCUUAAAAAUAAAAAAAGCCUUUGCCAAGUCUUCUAUAUAUUGGAUUGCAUAGUUGUCUAAGACAAAAGUUUGUUUAUAGACAGAAGGGUUCCCACAUUUGGAAAUGUCUUCUAUAGACAUAAUUACUCCAGUUAGCACAACAUAGACAUAAUAUUUUCCACAUAUAAGAGCUCUAUAAACGCAUGGAACCCUUUUUAAAUAAGAUUUUUACACAGACAGUCGCACUAUAUAUAUCUUGAUAUUUAGCAGCAGACAAAUGGAAGAUCGUCUACAGCUUAAAUGUUUUCAAUCGAUAAUAGACCUUCCUGGUAGUUCAAAUUAAGUGAAUUCGAAAUUCGAAAGCCAUCAGUAUUUCUGUUACAAUUGGGAAAUUUGUUUUCACCCAUGUUGUGUUACGCAGGCGAUUACCUUAUCAUAGUUUGACCUCGUCGUUGUUGUUGUUUUGUCUAAGUUUUUUUUUGUUAUAUAUACAAAUAUGUGUAUAUAUAUUCAUAUAUAAUUACAAUAUAAAUAUAUUUUUAACAUUUAUUGACACAUACACAUACAUUUUUUUACAAAUAUUGCAGUUAAAAUUUACAAAAAGAAAAAUUACAUCGUCGUCCCCCUCUCUAGUUAUUAACAUUUAUUUUUUAAAUAAUACCCUUUAAAGAAAGAAUAAAAAUCAAUAUAUUUUUUAAUUUAUAAAUAAGUAGAAGUAUGAAAAACAAAAGUACAUUACCUAGGUUUAAAACACAAUGCAGUUAUAUAAUAUUUUUGUUUUAAUUUUUCCAUUAUUAUUAUUAUUAUUAUUUAGAUAUUCUCUUUAUCAAUUUUCUAAUUUCAUCUUUUUAUUUUAAUUGUAGUUUGUAUAUAGUUAUUAAUUUUAUUAUUUUUUAAAUAUUAAAGUAAAAGCAAAGUAAAACAAAAACAAUGAAACACUUGAAAUAUUGGUACAGAUUUGUGUAAAAAAAUGUUUUUGUUUUUUUAUUAAUUCUUUAAAAUUGCACAGUCCAUAAAUCCCCCGCCCCAAUAAAAAAAUAAAAUUAAAAACAGCAACAGAAAAUAUCCUUAAACAUAGCUCCCGAUAUUUAUACAAAAAAAAAAAAAAAAAAAAAAAAACAACCAACCACACAAAAAUUGUAGCAUAAAAGGAAUAUCAGAAAUAUAUAAUGGACGUAAUAAAAAGUAAAAUCUUUAGCAAAGAUUUUUAUUUUAAAACAACAGAAACAUAGAUUCUAGCACCAUGUAAUACGGAAAAUCCCUUUUUAAUUACACCUCUGUAGUAAAAAAGUCAUUGGAUCAGAGAAAACAAAAAGCGUGCACGCCUCUAACACCAAACCACCAACCCCAUUUAGCUGUGAUGUGUGGAAAAUGGAGAAUCAUUGAUAGAAUUUUAUGGUUUUGCAAUUUUUAUAUCCAUAUUUAAGGAUAUUUAUCUUGUCAUGAUCUAAGGAAGUUUAUAUCUAAGGACAGUUGUUAUGCUGCAUGAAUGAUGUGGGGAUGUUAGUUGUAGAAUUGGCAAUGGAGAGAGUGUGGAAAAAACGAAACUAUGUUUUAAUGAAAAAAAGAAUUCUAAAAAGGAAGAACAAGUAAGACCUCAAAAACCGUAUUGUAAUUCAAAACCAUACAUCUGUCAACACCUCUUAUCUAAAAAUCGAGGACAUAGUAGAAGAGCUUCUCGAUACUCUCGUUUACCCAACCGUUAUUUUGGUUCAGCUAUUCCUUCAUCUGUAAUCAAAAGUAAAGAUGACACGAACAUUCGGAAUUAGUCUGCUUUGCAACUAUCUAUUCUUUUCUGCAAUGUUAUUAUGGAACCAGAGAUGUUGUCGUUAUCCCUUGUUCCAUUCCCAAAAGUGAUCUCUUGUAUACCCCAAAGUAUCUUAUCCGUGUUGUUCAAAUCAUUUUCCUGAGUAUUCUAAUACUUUUGUGUGCCUAUGGCCACCUGAUGAGUGCUUUCAAUUGUUCCAGGCUAACUCUACUUCUUUUUAAUUUUUAAAAAGACCAUUCCUGUUUUAUUAGUCGUGGUACGUAAGGCUCUUUUGCAAGUGAUCCUCUAUACCUCCUUAUUCCCUUGCAAAUUAUAUUUUUUAAAUAAACUCACUUAUGCCUUAAAGUAUGCUCUUAAUUUUGUUAUUAAAAAAUAUAUUUUCUCCCAACAUUUAUAUCAAGUUGGCGUUCUUUAUUGUAUAUAGAUACCAAGGAUAUUGGGAAUUUUAGACCUCCCAGGGCGAGUCUCCCAAGUCCUCGAUUUAUUCCGCUUCCAUGUAUUGCCUUUAAUGAUAGGUUUUAGUCUUUGCAUGGGAUAUUCAUAAUCAGAAAAUACAUAAGCAGCCAUUUUUUAAGUUGUCAACACAUUUGUGAAAAAUUGAACAAGAGACGUUUCAUCACCCUUUCCUUGAAAUCUUUGUCAAUAUCUUUACACAUCCCCUACACACAUAAUAGCUCAGGAUAGCCCAACAAUUUAGAUAUAAACUUCAAACAGUCGCCGGUUUUAAGUAGUCAUCAAAAUUAUUCAUUAUCAUCAUUGAUAUGUAACUACAAAUAUUGUUGCCAACAUUUUUCUUUUCUUUUUUUUUGCUAUAUACGAAUUGUGUAAUUUACUUAGUUGUUAAGAAGCCAUUUACCUUCUUAUUUUUUAGUUUCAUACAGAUAUUUUUUACCUUACACUCUACCAAUAACUACUGCAACAACUACCCACGUAUACUUAUAUUUUAAAAUGUUAUAUUUUAUAACUUAUAAAUAGUAUACAUACAUUUAAAUAUAUAUAUAUCUAUAUCAUAAAUUGUAAAUUUUAGGUCUAAUGUUAAUGAAAAGAAAAUGAAAGAAAAAAAAAAAACAAACACAAAGAAAAAUGAUGAUUUUUACACCUCUAUUGCAUUAUUUCCAAUUAAGUUUUAAUUAUUCAACCUCUACAAAAUUAGUUUUUAUGAUCACCCUUAAACACACACACAAUCACGCAAGACAAAAAAAAAAAAAUGAGCAAACAUAAAACUACCCAUUUUCGAAUUCUUCCCCAUAUUUUUUGAAAAAAUUAAAAUUUAAAUUUAACGAAAAACUAAUAAACAAAGAAAAAGAAAUAUAUAAAGAAAAAUCUAUGCAGUGAUGUGUUGGUCGCAUCUAAAACUACAACCUCUCUUUUAAGCUAUACAAAAAACAAAUAUACAGAUGAAAUAAGAGAAAAAUUGUGUAAAAGAUAAAAACAAAAGAAAAAAACCCAACAGCAAAAUAUAAGAAAAAUAUGAUUGUAAAAAUAUUCUAAUUUUUUGUUUUCAUUUAAUUUUUUUAUGUGUAGCAAGAGAAGAAAAAAAUAAUAGAAACAAUUUCUGUCACAUCAGUUAGCCAAAAGGGAAAGAGGACGAUUGCAAAGAGACUUGAUUGCGACAAAACUCCCACGUUUGUAAACAAGUUUUUGAUCUGAAUAAAUUGAUUUCAAAUAUUUAACUGAUGGUAAUCAACAUUUGAACAACUUUGAAAUCAAUUAUUCAAAUUAGAUAUUUUAUUAAAAAGACCCUGUGAAAAUUGAAAUGUAAAAUCUGCAUGACAUAUUCUUUAACGCGACAAGUUCUCUAAUGAAUGUUUCAUUAAAAAAAAAAACUUAACAGAAAGAUAAAAUCUUCAAAUUUCGAUUCAAGCCACAGAGGAUGUAUCCUUGAGAAAAGGUUUCCAAAGGAGUUUAGCUGCUGGAGCUUUUAGGACCAACCUAUUUUUAUUGAUGUAGACGGUAUAAAAGGAAAAUUGUAAGAGUUUGUUGUUAGCUACCGGAAGUAUUUGGCAGUAUUUAUUCUGUGGAAAUAUACCUGCCAGCAACGAAAAUGUUAAGUUCUGAACUAAUUUUCGAGUUCAGGAAAUUAAGAUUUAAAUCGGUGAUGCUUGCCAAAUAGCAGGAUCUUUCUGUUCUAACGAAGCAUUUUUGGUGUAGGACUAGGAAUGUUGCCAAAAAGACAAGAAAAUUUUUCGAACUGCAUUCAGUGAAGAUAUGCCGUCAACGAAAAUUUCAAGGUCAUAAUAGACUACUGACCUCUCUAGAAAGAAGAUUUACACUAUGGACUUUUUUGGAGAUAUAGAAUUGAAAAAAAGAAAGACUUGUAGUAAGAGUGGUUUGCUAGGCUACGAUAUGCUUUUACAAAACGAUGUUAUGAUAGUUAUCUACAUUUUAGAAGAACGUUAGAGUUUCUAUCUCACCUACCAAAAAUUUCCUUUGUCUCCUGGUUGAUAACAUGGAACUUCGGUUUUCUAUCUCACCUACCAAACAUUUCCUUUGUCUCCUGGUUGAUAACAUGGUGUAGUAGGUAUUCAAUCAUUUCUAACUCUUCAGUCUGUAAUCAGCGAUUGCAUCUAUUCAGAUCCGCUUGAUAGGCUUCAUUAUCUAAAGGCUCUCGCUUAUACCGUUGGACCUAUCUAUCUCUCUCUCUCAUGUAUCCUUCCUGGCACGCCUGGGUGAGGAGUUCCGAUACGGCAACGAAAGCAUAUGAUUAUGCUGACGUAAGAGAUGAACCUCCGUCUCCUCAUGUAAAUGGUGGGAUGAAUAGUAGUUUUAAAUAAUCCUUAUUUUACAAAAUGGAAGAGAGGACACCGCCAAAACUGGAUAUAUGGAAGGGGUUGUAAAAAUUUGUCCAAAACUAUAACUAUCAUCAACUGUAACAUAAGGUAAAUGACUUUUAAGUGGGAUAGCGAUGACAAGCUCUCUUACGAUAAGGAGGAAACUGAAAUGGUCGAACACUUAAUCUGCCACUUUCCAACACUAUUCGGUGUGAGAAAUAGGCAUUCUCCAACACAGAAUCUGCAGUCAUUCUCUAUUUAAUCAGAAGACUAAAGACAACAUGAUAAAUUCUUUUUGUAGAUUACAAAUCUAUUUUUUUUGUUCAAUUUAGAAUGGUCCAAAGGACCGGGAGGUCUCCAAGUCUGGCAGAUGUUAUUUUCUUGUUAGGAGCAUUUCUUUGUAAUAAAAACUCAAAAUACGACAUAACAUAGAAAAUAUGACUAAAACAAAAUACUUGAAACCGGGGACUAUAUCAAAUGACCAAAAUAAAGUAAAAUUAAAUGUUGCCAAAUAUAUCUCAACAUAUUGGCGUCUCUUUGUAUAUGGUCAACAGUAUAUAAAUGCCUCAAGAAGUUUGACCUAAGAACCCGAAACAGUUUUAGGGUUUUGAUAUAAUACAAAUCGGAUACUAUCAAAUUCACUUGAAAUUUUACACAGAAAAAAAGAAAUUUUAUGUUACUUUCAUUCAUUAACUCGAAUAAAGAUAGUGUUAAAAUUAGGUUAUUUUUCGUGUUUUUUUGGAAACAUUGAUGCAAUUUUUCUAGGUAUGUAAUGGAAAUCGAGAUUUCUUUUAUUUGAUGAAUUUUGAUGAAGAAUAAUUUUGUAUUGGAUGUUAUUCUUUUUAAAUGGUACUUUGUAGGUGUAUUAUACAUAAACUCAUGACGAAAGGGUUUAACUCGUAAAAAAUGAGUAAGGUUUAGUAAAAUUUUCAAUGCCAUAGAGUAUUGCUGUGCGAAAUUUGUUCCUUCAAGUCGAUCAGAGUUCCAUAGGUCACGAAAACAACCUGUGCUCUGUUCCAUAACUGCAAGAAUGUAAAAGUAUGUACUAUGAUAAACGAUUAUACCUCUGUGAUAUC